Messenger RNA from Perognathus longimembris pacificus (Pacific pocket mouse), 2923 nucleotides. RefSeq names its product C-X-C motif chemokine ligand 12 (gene Cxcl12). Gene Ontology annotation, molecular function: chemokine activity; CXCR chemokine receptor binding. NCBI's taxonomy places the organism in Eukaryota, Metazoa, Chordata, Mammalia, Rodentia, Heteromyidae. Bases 97 to 456 code for a protein of 119 amino acids. Gene Ontology annotation, biological process: cell chemotaxis; positive regulation of cell migration; axon guidance. The transcript is spliced from 4 exons. The record is from RefSeq and is a predicted model, not a curated record. Gene Ontology annotation, cellular component: extracellular region; external side of plasma membrane.
CUAAAGCGCCGGGCCGCAGCCACCCGCCGCCACACUUUCACUCUUCCACCGCUUCUCCGCCGGCUCCGCGUCCCGGGUGCGCCCUCCGCCCGCGCCAUGGACCCCAAGGUCAUCACCGUGCUGGCCCUGGUGCUGGCCGCGCUCUGCCUCAGCGAUGGAAAACCUGUCAGCCUGAGCUACAGAUGCCCAUGUCGAUUCUUCGAGAGCCAUGUUGCCAGAGCAAAUGUCAAGCAUCUCAAAAUCCUCAACACUCCAAACUGCGCCCUUCAGAUUGUGGCACGGCUGAAGAGCAACAACCGGCAGGUGUGCAUUGACCCCAAGUUAAAGUGGAUUCAAGAAUACCUGGAGAAAGCUCUAAACAAGGGGCGCAGAGAAGAAAAAGUGGGGAAAAAAGAAAAGAUAGGAAAAAAGAAGCGACAGAAGAAGAGAAAGGCUGCCCAGAAAAGGAAAAAUUAGUUAUCUGCUUCCCGGAGACAAAAUGGACUGCAGUGCCCGAGCUCUCACGCUUUGUAAAUUCGCUCAGUGCCCCUCCUCCCAGGGCAGACCUGCACCCAGGGCAGACCCACCGCCCAGGGUGAGCGCUCAGACUUCCCUGGGCAGCAGUGCUUUCCCUCCGUGGUGGCCACAUCGCCUCCUCUAUUUAUGUGCAUUUAAAGGCCCCUUUUCUUGGUCUGCUAAGUGAUGAAGAAAGGUGCUCAGAGACUGGGUGGACACUGGGACAGGAGCCUUUGUGCAUCCAGGACCUUCCUAGCAUGACUGACAGUCUCCAGCAUCAUCCUGAGCUCAGCGCCCCCUCCCGAAGCUUCCAUAGCUCCUGGGAAAGGAAGCCUGCAUUCCAGGUCCUGGCCUGUUUACCAGCCUGGCCUGCAGCGCCUUUGGGGAAAGGCCUUGUGUCUUCUGCCUCCCUUCCCCACAGGUCCUGGCCCUCUCAAGGCCGGUGAUUGACUUGCUCCUAGGUCCUGUUCUGCUUCUCCCCCAGUACCUGUUACCUGGCCCUCUGCCUGGCUAUUUCCUGUAGAGGGACGUAUCUGCCCCUCAAGGCUACUCCCGAAGCCUGGCUGGGGUGUGUGCAGAUGCAGAGGCGUGGGCCAAGCAGGAAGAGAGGCUACACUGGCCAGAGAACAGGUGGGAAAUGUUUCUCAGGGAGCCUGCUCUUCAGGCAACCACCGUGUGUCUUUCCAUGGGGCCUCCUGCAUGGAGUACAGCUGUGCACAGAUGGGAGGGGCCUACAGCCCCAGACUGUCCCUUCCACUAGGAAGAUCUCCACCAUGACAGUGUGGGUUCAGGGCCCAGAGGGCCCCCGCCCACACUCCUUACCUAAGGGAACACCUGCCUUCUAUGAGUAAGAUUGAAGUUCUAGAACUUUCUUCCACACUGCUCCCUGUCCCCUGCCCAUUCAUCUGAGGAUUUUUGUCUGUGCUUUGGACUGGAAGGAUGUGGAAGGACCCUUAGCCUUCUUGGCCCUUCCCAUCUCACAUAUGCACCCCCACCCAACCGCGUACCCCAGAGCUCUGUCGGUAAUUUUAAUAAAUUGAUGCAGAAGGAAGAGGUGGUUGGAGGAUGGAGCAAACAAAUUCCAGGAGAAGGAAAUUUACCAAAGACCCUACAUGUUCGAUCUUGGAUGCCUUGUGCCUUAAUAAGCUCCCUUAUGAUUCCAGUGUUAAAUAAGUGAUGGCCAUCUCUCUGCUCCUCCUGGGAAGAGUUUCCUGCAGGGAAGGCCUGGUUGCCCACAGCCACCCCUUCAUCUGGCUCCCAAGCCCUCAUUGUUUCUAUCAGGUCUAGGGACAGUGAGCCUCUGGUGGGCAGAUAUGCGCCUUCUGCCCCACUCCUCUCCUGUUCAGCUAUCUUCCUGGCUCUUGGCUGGGCUACCCAGGGCUGUGGCCCUAUCCUGGAAAUGUCAGCUAUGGUCGGAUCUCAGGGGCCUGGCUUGGGGUCAUCCUUCAAGGUCAAAUUGUGCCCAGGCAACAAAGAAGUCUGUCUAGAGAAGGAUGCAGUUCUCCCCUAGGGCAGCAGGGAGAGAUGUUGCCCAUUCUAGCAACCAAGGGCCAGCUUGAGGCUACCCUGAGGUAGCAAAGCCCAGGGGAACCCCUCCUGUCCUUGUUAAACUGCUGGGGUGGGCAGGGUGCAGGGGCUGGGACAAUGGGCCGCUCUCCUUAGGGAACAAAUGCCAGCUCCACUCCUGUGUGUCUGUGACUCCUCGGAGCACCUCCAUGUUUCAUGAGAGACUUGUGAAAGUCUUAAAGGAUGAGCCUCAGCCUGCAGAAGACAGUCUCCACGCAAGAGCAGAAGAACCUUCCUCCCUGAACCCCACAGUGGGCUGAAACUAGGAAGCACUGGAGCAAGUUGGCAGCCAGGUGAGAGGUGAGGGCCGCCAUGUGCUGCCCAGCAAGGUGUAUGCCUUCUGGGAGCCAAGUUAUAUUGCCCCUGUACCCAUCCCUGGGCCACCUCUGGCUACCACAGGAGACAUGGUGCAGCACCCGCUGAGAAAUCCUGAAGGAGAAUGUGGGUACUUGGUGGAUGACAAGGGAAGGGCCGCUUCUCAGGGAUGCCAAGACCUGACACUGCCCAGGGGCAUAGGGCACCUGCCGUCACUUGGUCCUCUUCCCUCGGCAGGGCAGAGGCCUCAGCAAUAACCUCAGUGUCCUUAUGGUUAAGGCAGGGCUCCUUCAUGUACAGCUUGUGCCAUGCUCUCCUGUGCCACUGUGUGUCUCCAUGCCCUGUUUGCUGUGUCCAUCUGCCUGUCUUCUGCUUUUGCCUUCAUCUUCAGUCCCAGCUCUAGCUCCUCUGCCCCUGGUCUCUCAGGCCUCGGAAGGAAGACAUUCACCUGGGAGCUGGAAGGAAGGCAGCUGCCUCCAGGAACAGGGCUCAGCACACCAGGCAGAUGGUGAGAACCUGGCCUUAAUGGUGUCCCCUCUGUUCUUAU